Messenger RNA from Lactuca sativa (garden lettuce), 8388 nucleotides. Lineage: Eukaryota; Viridiplantae; Streptophyta; Magnoliopsida; Asterales; Asteraceae. The record is from RefSeq and is a predicted model, not a curated record.
ACUAGCCUCCUUUUCUUUCUCUUUCCCCUUGUUCGUGUUCUCUCUAAAAAAUCAGGGCGAAUGUAAGCAACGAUUUUUUUUUAUGCUAGAGUUUCUUUUGCUCGAUUUGAGUUUGGGACAAUGUAUGUGAUACAAAUCUUACACACAACGUUUCACCUAAAUUUCAAGUUUCAAUUAUAGGUAUACACUAAAAUAUUUCAAGAACUAGAAGCACCGUCGAGGAUAUGUUGAACCCUAUAUUCCUUCUCACCGUUUCCGCCUCUUCAAUUCCAACGAAUCCUUUUAAUAGCAACUAUAUCGACUUAGAUCCUUCACAUCCAUUCAUUUCUGAAAUCAAUUCCAAGCUGUCGUGUCCCUUCAUUAAAGAAGGCAAGUGACAAAUCUAAGAUUUUUUUUUUUUUUUCUUUCUUACCGAAUAAAAAUCUAUGCGAAUGUUUUUGUUAACAAGGAUAAAUAACAAAUCAUAUAUCUCUUUGAUCUCUCGAUUUACUAACCAUCGCGCCAUGACCAGUGUCCUCUCCUUCUCUAUAUUGGACACUCCUUCUCUAUAUUCAUAAGAAAAACCCUAGCUCUAUUAAUGAGAGGAAAGAAAAAGACGAACCCGGAUGAAAAUCCGGUGGCUGGAGGUUAGUUUUUCAUUCUGAUCUUUUGUUUUCUUCAUUAUUCUUGAUGUUUUACAAGUUAGUUUUGUAUUUUACAUAUGAUCUUUAUUGUAGAACCUGUACUUAUACUUACUGUCCAGUUUAUAGAUGCGUAGAAACCAUUUGAAUAAAUGCCUGAAAGAGAAUUAAAAAAAUAAAAAAUAAGAGUUUUCCGGUGGAAGCGCUGCUAUCAAGUGGUGAUGGUUUGAUUAUUCCAGUUCGUUAGGAUGCUACAUCAUGGAUAUACAGAUGCUUCUCAAAAGAAGUAACAUAGAUGCUCCUCUAAAGAAGUAAAGAUGAGAGGUCAAAGUGACUAUGAUUUUUAAUUAGGAUUGUCCUUAUCUGGUAUGUAUAGAUUAUUACUUUUCAUUUUUCUUCAUUCACGCAUUAGACAACUAAGUUCUUGUAACAUUCGGAUUCCCAGGUAUAAUAUUUUAUUCCUUUAUUAUUUUUGGAUGUUGAGAAAGGACUCGGCGAGUUGGUGUUUAAACUCGCCGAGUAUGGUCGCAAAUUCUUAUCCGAGUUCAUAGUUGGACUCGGCGAGUUCAUGAGUGGACUCGGCGAGUCUACGCUGUUUAAUGAAACCCUAAUUUCCUGGGUUUGGGACCUAUUUAAAGGCCCUUAGGGCCGUCAUUUGCGGCUACCAAACCCCAGAGAGAAACCCUAAGAGAUCUAGAGCGUUUGUGAGGAAGGAGAGGCCAUUUGUGAUCAUUUUGUUGGUGUAAUUGCAAGAAGGAGGAAACCAAGGCAAGAGGAGGCUGAAGGAGGUGUGAUUCUGGUGAUUUCAGAGCUCAUAGACUCCAUCUUGAGGUAUUUUUCGGACCUUCUUCAGAUUUGGUGUUGAUUCCUAGAGUUAGGGUUUUCUAACCCCUUUAGAGGAUGGAUUUGUGGAGCAAUUGGUCUCUUCUCGAGUUCAUGCUUUGGAUCUGGACUCAAAGAGGUCCAGAGACCUUAACCCUUGGGGCUUUUUGGAGUUAUUUUGGGAGUCAUGAACUUAGGAUGCUAUUUUGGGACUAAAUCACCAAGUAAGACCAUCUAGAUGCUAUUUGAGUGUCAAGGUCUGAACUUUACGUGAUUAUCAUGCUUGGGAAGGUCAGAUCUAUGGAUUAAUGGAACAGAUCUGACCUCAGGAGGUCUAUGGAGUUUGUGCAUGACAUGAACUCGCCGAGUCCAAAGAUUAGACUCGGCGAGUAGGGUUAGGGUUUCCCGUAAACCACUCAGUGGGUAGACUUGCCGAGUUGGGGAAAUAACUCAGUGAUUCAGAGGGGGAUUAGAGGGCUGGAGUUCAAGGCGGAACUUGCCGAGUUGUUCUUGAGACUCGGCGAGGUGAGUCGGGGUGGCCCCGCGAUUCAUGCCAGGGGUGACUCGUCGAGCAAGGGGAGGAACUCGACGUGCCAAGCAGGACUAAAGAAUUAGCGCACACGUGUAGACUCGCCGAGUCGCCCAAGUGCACUCGACGAGCCGGGUCAAAGUUUGACCGUUGACUUUUGUUGACUUUUAGGGUUUGGUCAACAAUGAAGCCUUUUAGCCAAGAGAGGGGUAAAAUGGUCUUUUACCCUUCUGAGGGUGUUAAGAAAGGUUUGAGUAUAGUUAUAUUUAUGAGAGUAUUUACUUUAUGGGAUUAGGCGGAGGCUAGAUCAUAUUUCUACCGAGUCAGAGACUUACCGAGACACCUAUGUGAGUCUUCUCACUAUACGUACCUAUAGUGGUAUUAUAUGUUGACCAGAGGGUCUUGUGUGGUAUUAUGUGCUAUGUGUUAUAUGUAUGUUGUAUGAUGUUAAAGACCGGACCGAAGGGUCCAACGAUACAGACCGGGCUGGAGGGCCCAACGAGCUAUGACCGGACCAGAGGGUCCAACGAGCUACGGGACUGGAGGGUCCCGCUGGGUCACAUCGAUCGGAGGGUCGUAUUUUAGCCUUGAGUGGCGUAUAUGUUGUAUGCGGUAUUUUGGGGAACCCACUAAGCAUUUAUGCUUACAGUUGCUGUGUUAUGUGUUUCAGGUACUAGCGAGGACCGUGGAAAGGUGCCGACGUGACUCGUACACACUAGAGAGAGAGAGAGUUUGAUUUAUGAUAUUGGGAUAUGUUAUGUUUCAAAAACUACUAUUGGAAAUAUUGAGAAUAUUUUAAUAUGAACUUGGUUGAUGAAAAAUGAAAAUUUUGUUUUGAAAAAUACGUUGUUUCAAGUUGGUAUCAGAGCCUUGGUUUAAGGGAUUCAGAUUCAUCUUCGGGCGUAUCUGAACACAAACUGAGGAUUUGAGGAAAAUUUUUGACAAUGAAGUAAAAUUUUUGAAAAGAGUAAAAAGAGUUUUGAGACAAACAGAGUAGAGCCGUGUGUACGAUCAGCCAGCGCCCGAACGGUGAAUCCCCAAAAGUACCCUUACAUUAUGUGUUAUGAGAUAUGCUAUGUUAUAUUAUGCAUGCUAGAGUAGGCUAGGUGUUCAUAUUAGGACUAGAGUGGCCUAAUUUGUGAUGCCUUAGCCUAGGAGAUUUCUGCUGCUGUGUUGCUUUGAGAGCGAGUAGAUAGCAGUUAGGAGCUCAUGAGAGUAGAGUACUUGUGAUCCAGGAUCCAAGGAGGAGGACUUGGGGCGAAUGCUGAUGUGGUGUGGUCAGUAGUAUAGGGCCCGUACUACUGAAGACACCAGAUCAGUGGGCAUUCCAUGUAAGAAUCCUUUAGACAAUGGAGGACGAGUAGGGUUGCGUCAUCGAGUAUGAGUAUGCUCGAUUGAGUCUCUAAUAUUUAUUGUUGUAUUUCAGAGGCAUCAUGGUCACACCUGGGAGCAGUGGUGUCAGCGACGAGGAGAUCCGUCGAUUGAUUCAUGAGGAGGUGGCUGCUGCCAUCCGGGCUGAGAUUCCAGAGAUGUUUGGGGACAUCAAGACCACACUGAUUGAGACCUUUGAUGAGCGAUAUGCAACACUGACUGAGGCUGCGGCAGCUGCAGCUAAGGCUGCUGUGGCUGCUGCCAGACCUCAGGGAGGUGACUCGUUGUUGUUUCGGGAGUUCAGCAACACGAAGCCACCAGAGUUCGAUGGGACGCAGGACCCGAUUGCUGCAAUGAGAUGGAUCUCUGACAUCGAGGGAUGUUUUUAUACAUGUUCUUUUUGUCCAGAGCACUUGAGGGUAUAGUUCGCUCUAAACCAGCUCCGUUUGGGAGCGAAAGAUUGGUGGAAGUUCGUGACGAUGAACUUCACGUUGGCAGAGAUUUCUGAAGUGAUCUGGGAGAGGUUCACCGCUAUGUUCAGAGACGAGUAUGUUCCCCCGGUGGAGAGGGAACUAUUGAUUCAGGAGUUCUUGAGCCUCAAGCAGGGUACUGAUUCUGUUGCAGUGAUCACCAGGAAGUUUCAUGAGAGGGCGAUUUUUUGCCCUGAGCAGGUGUCUUCUGAGCAGGCUCGUAUGAGCCGUUAUCUGAGUGUUCUGAGGAGGGAUUUUCAGGAGUUCGUGGCGAACUCGACUUAUCGGACAUUUGCUGAGCUCCAGGCAAAUGCCCGGAAGAGGGAGAUUGAGUUGGAGAUUCAGGCCAAGGAGGAGGCCAAGUCACAGAGGGUGGAUCGGCGACCGACUCAGUCUCAGCCGGAAGCCAAGCGGGCUAGACCCGCUGAUUCGAGAUCUGGGGGCGCGAAGAGCUGCACUUGUGGGAAGUGCGGCAAGAGUCACGAGGGGUCGUGCAGGGCUGGAGUAUGCUACAAGUGCGGGAAUGAGGGGCAUAUCGCGAGGGAUUGCCCCAAGGGAUUUUCGGUUUUCUUUCAUUGCAACCAGACCGGCCAUCAGAAGGCCGAGUGCCCUCAGCUAUUUCAGGGAUCAGCGCAGGGGUCUGCGCCUGCUGCUAGGGUUACCGAGGGUCGUCCAGUGAAGGCCGAGGCUCCAAAGGCUCGUAGGAGAGCUUUCCGGUUGACUGCGGAGGAGGUCCGCGCGGCGCCCGAUGCUGUGGAUGAUACUUUUCUUGUGAGUUAUGUGCCUGCUUUGGUAUUAUUUGACUCGGGUGCGAGUCGGUCGUUUGUUUCCAUAGCAUUUAGUCAACAUAUUAGUAUCCGUCGAGAGGCGUUGGAUCGACCUCUGCGAGUUUCCAUAGUUGAUGAGCGAGCAGUGUAUGCUGCAGAUGUGAUUCGAGGAUGUGUCAUUGAGAUCUUCGGUGUGGAGUUUCCGAUAGAUCUGGUUCCGAUUGCGAUGAGGGAUGUGUGUGUUAUAGUGGGUAUGGAUUGGUUGAGCCGAUAUGGAGCUGUGAUAGACUGCGAGCGGCAGUUGGUGACGAUACGAGAUCCUAGUGGGGGAGUACUUACAGUGUUCGGUGAGGGAACCCGAUGUGGAUCAGCGUUUUGUUCGGCCGCCAGGGCGAGACAGAGUUUACAACAAGGCUGCAGUGGAUUCGUAGCCUAUGUGUCAGACACACGAGUGGCCGUUGGGAGGCCAAGUUCGAUUGAUGAGGUUCCGAUAGUGUGCGAGUUUCCGGAUGUUUUUCCCGAGGAACUACCGGGUGUGCCUCCCGAGAGGCAAGUGGAGUUCCGUAUCGAUUUGAUUCCGGGAGCAGCUCCUAUCGCCAAAGCGCCUUAUCGCCUUGCGCCGCCAGAGAUGCAGGAGUUAUCCUCGCAGCUUCAGGAGCUAUUAGGAAAGGGGUUUAUUCGACCGAGUAGCUCACCUUGGGGAGUGCCGAUCCUUUUUGUCAAGAAGAAUGAUGGUUCACAUCGGAUGUGCAUUGACUAUCGGGAGUUGAACAAGCUAACGGUCAAGAACCGUUAUCCGUUGCCAAGGAUCGAUGAUUUGUUCAAUCAGUUGCAGGAAGCGUCUUGGUUCUCCAAGAUAGACUUGAGGUCGGGUUAUCAUCAGAUGGGGGUUCAGGAUGAAGAUAUCCAGAAGACAGCGUUCAGAACUCGAUAUGGGCAUUAUGAGUUCGUGGUGAUGCCUUUUGGGCUCACCAAUGCGCCCGCUGCGUUUAUGGAUCUCAUGAACAGGGUGUGCAGGCCGAUGCUGGAUCGGUCGGUGAUCGUAUUCAUUGAUGAUAUCUUGGUGUAUUCGAGGUCUAGAGAACAGCACGAGGAGCAUUUAAGGGAGAUCUUUGGAAUUCUGAGAUCGGAGAGGCUUUAUGCCAAGUUCUCCAAAUGUGAGUUCUGGUUACGCGAUGUUUAGUUUUUGGGGCAUCUCGUCAACCACAAUGGGAUAUUGGUCGAUCCGGCCAAGAUUGAGGCGGUCAUGAGGUGGGAGGUGCCGAGAUCACCCACCGAGACCAGGAGCUUUCUGGGUUUCACCGACUAUUAUCGGAGAUUUAUUAAGGAUUUCUCCUAGAUCGUCGUGCCACUCACCAAGUUGACCCGGAAGGGUGAUGCAUCGAUAUCCGGAUUGGGAGCGGUGCUUAUGCAGAGGGGGCAUGUGAUAACAUAUGCAUCGAGGCAACUUAAGCCUUAUGAGUCGUGGUAUCCCACUCAUGAUCUGGAAUUGGGAGCGGUAGUGUUCGCCCUCAAGAUCUGGCGACACUAUCUGUAUGGGGUUUGGUGUACGAUAUACACGGACCACAAGAGCUUGAAGUAUUUGAUGGACCAGCCCAACCUAAAUAUGUGCCAGAGGAGGUGGUUGGAUGUGGUCAAGGAUUAUGAUUGUGAGAUCCUGUACCACCCGGACAAGGCUAAUGUUGUAGCCGAUGCGCUGAUCCGUAGGGCGGAGGGCGUCCCGAUGCGAGGUAUUUGCUUGAGAUUGACAGUGAUGACCCCGAUGUUGGACGCUAUUCGUGGGGCCCAGGCUGAGGUCGUGAGGCCAAAAAGCCAAAAGAGAGAGCGAGUUGUCGGGCUGGUAUCGGAAUUCGUUACCGAUAGCCGGGGGCUCAUGACAUUUCAGGGUCGGAUUUGGGUACCGUCUGUGGGCGGGACGCGUACCAUUUUGAUGGAAGAGGCUCAUCGAUCGAAGUUCUCGAUCCAUCCCGGGGCCACUAAGAUGUAUUUGGACCUGAAAAGGGAGUAUUGGUGGCCCUGUAUGAAGAGGGAUGUCGCAUGGUUUGUAGAGAGAUGCUUGACUUGUCUCAGGGUUGAGGCCGAGCAUCAGCGUCCACAUGGUAAGCUGCAGCCGUUAGAGAUUCCCGAGUGGAAAUGAGAACAGAUUAUCAUGGAUUUCAUCACCAAAUUGCCAAGGACUGCGAAAGGUGUCGAUGCAAUUUGGUUGAUUGUGGACAAGUUGACAAAGAGCGCUCAUUUCCUUGCUAUCACUGAGAGUUCUUCCGCGGAGAGGUUGGCAGAGAUGUAUGUGAGAGAGGUGGUAUCGCGGCAUGGAGUGCCGAUGUCGAUUGUCUCAGAUCGAGAUGUACGUUUCACUUCCAGAUUAUGGAAGAAGUUUCAUGAGGAAUUGGGUACGAGACUGCAUUUUAGUACCGCAUACCACCCACAGACUGACGGGCAGAGUGAGCGGACGAUUCAGACGCUUGAGGACAUGCUCCGAGCAUGUGUGUUGGAUUUCGGCGGGAGUUGGGACACGUACUUGCCCUUGGAAGAGUUUUCCUACAACAACAACCAUCAUUCGAUCAUUGGUAUGCCACCCUUUGAGCUGUUGUAUGUGAGGAGGUGUCGGACCCCAUUUGCGGGGGAGAAGUGGGGCAGCAUGUGAUGGGUAGUACCAAGAUCGUGCUUCAGACGACAGAGCAGAUUCAGCAGGUCAGGCAGAGGUUGUUGACCGCUCAGAGUCGUCAGAAGAGUUAUGUGGACAGACGCCGGUCCGAGCUCGAGUUUCAGGUCGGCGACUUCGUACUCCUAAAGGUCUCUCUUUGGAAAUGAGUGAUUCGAUUCAGGAAGAGGGGCAAGUUGGGGCCCUGAUAUAUUGGUCCUUUCAGGGUGAUCGCGAGGGUAGGCUGGGUAGCCUACCGUUCGGAGUUACCUGCAGAGUUGGGUUAGAUUCAUGACACUUUCCACGUGAUGCAGCUGUGAAAGUGUAAAGCCGACGAGUCGGCGGUGGUGCCAUUAGAAGAUAUUCAGAUGGAUGCAAGCCUGAAUUAUGUUGAGAGACUAGUGGCAAUUAGGGAUCAGAAGAUCAAGGUUUUGAGGAACAACGAGGUGCCUCUGGUGCAGGUCCAGUGGCAGCAUCGGAAAGGGUCAGAGUUGACUUGGGAGCCGGAGCGUGAGAUUCGGGAGCAGCAUCCAGAGUUGUUUGCAGAGUAGGACUUCGAGGGCGAAGUCUAAUUCUAGCGGGGGAGAAUUGUAACAUUCGGAUUCCCAGGUAUAAUAUUUUAUUCCAUUAUUAUUUUUGGAUGUUGAGAAAGGACUCGGCGAGUUGGUGUUUAAACUCGCCGAGUAUGGUCGCAAAUUCUUAUCCGAGUUCAUAGUUGGACUCGGCGAGUUCAUGAGUGGACUCGGCGAGUCUACGCUGUUUAAUGAAACCCUAAUUUCCUGGGUUUGGGACCUAUUUAAAGGCCCUUAGGGCCGUCAUUUGCGGCUACCAAACCCCAGAGAGAAACCCUAAGAGAUCUAGAGCGUUUGUGAGGAAGGAGAGGCUAUUUGUGAUCAUUUUGUUGGUGUAAUUGCAAGAAGGAGGAAACCAAGGCAAGAGGAGGCUGAAGGAGGUGUGAUUCUGGUGAUUUCAGAGCUCAUAGACUCCAUCUUGAGGUACUACCGAGGACCGUGGAAAGACGCCGGCGUGACUCGUAUACACUAGAGAGAGAGAGAGAGUUUGAUUUAUGAUCUUGGGAUAUGUUAUGUUUCAAAAACUACUGUUGGAAAUAUUGAGAAUAUUUUUAUAUGACCUUGGUUGAUGAAAAAUGAAAAUUUUGUUUUGAAAA